This is a messenger RNA of Annulohypoxylon maeteangense, 2063 nucleotides long. Its product is annotated as PLC-like phosphodiesterase. Gene Ontology annotation, molecular function: phosphatidylinositol-4,5-bisphosphate phospholipase C activity. The coding region runs from base 46 to 1794 and encodes 582 amino acids. NCBI's taxonomy places the organism in Eukaryota, Fungi, Ascomycota, Sordariomycetes, Xylariales, Hypoxylaceae. Gene Ontology annotation, biological process: lipid metabolic process; phosphatidylinositol-mediated signaling. The record is from RefSeq and is a predicted model, not a curated record. The transcript has a single exon.
AAAAAACCUGAAAUUUUUCAUUGACUACACCAAUAUAACCUAGUUAUGGCCGAUUCACUCGCUUCCAAGUUCGCUAAGCUGAACCCUCUAUCGAAACUUUCCCCUUGGGAAUAUGACGAAGAUGUUGGCCAAGAAAUUGACAAUACCACUAUCGCGGGGGGCGGCCAUAGCACACGGCAAACCGAUAUUACGAAGACCAAGUUGAGAGUCAGCCACGCAUUGAAGACAUUCCUCAUCAAAGAAAACAUACUACGGGAGGAAGAAGUUGGCUUAGAAUCGGAACAGCCUGGUGAUGGCUUAAGGGCUUUACUUAACAAGUCGCACAUUAACGUUCCUUUCGAAGUGACGGACAGGUCUUAUCCGCUCCCAGAAUAUUUUAUCAGCUCCAGCCACAAUACCUAUCUUCUAGGCCAUCAACUUACCGGUAAAUCCUCUGCCACAGCGUACGAGACAGCGCUUAACACCGGAUCCCGCUGCGUCGAGAUCGACGCCUGGGAUAACGAGGAUAACAAAGAAGAACCUAAGGUCACUCAUGGAUACACCCUAGUUUCUCACAUCCCAUUUCGUGCCGUAUGUGAGACCAUACGUGAUGUUAUUGAUAGAGAAGCCACGCAAUCUACCAACGCACAAGGAUACCGAGCCGCGCCAAUCAUGCUUUCGCUAGAGAACCAUUGCAAUGCACAAGGACAGCUAAGGCUCGUUGAGAUCAUGAAAGAAGUCUUCGGUGACCGUUUACUAAGCAAAGCCGUACGAGAAAAAGGUCAUCGCGAGCAAGAGGGUGACAGCGACCCGGUAACAUUAGCAGAACUCGGGUCCAAAAUAGUCUUAAUCGUCGAAUACCAUUUACCUGACGAGGAAGACAUAAGUGAUGAAGAGAAUGACACCAGCCCCGAAGAUGAGGAAGAGAAACAGGCACGAGCGGCAUAUCUAGCUAAAAAGAAAGCUACGGUUUCUGGUGCUAUCAUUCCGGAGCUUGCAGAGUUGGGUGUUUACGCCCAGUCCGUGAAGCCAAAAGACAACUCUUGGUUUGAGAGCGUCCUCAAGGACGGCCCUCACGACCACCUAAUCAACGUAUCAGAGACAGGACUCGCGUCAAAAAUGCCUGGAUCGAAUGAGAAGAUUGCUGAGCAUAAUUCUCGGCACCUAAUGCGCGUGUUCCCAAAAGGCACGCGUAUUACAUCCAAAAAUUUGAAGCAGGUCCCAUUCUGGGGAAUCGGAGCGCACAUUUGCGCCAUGAACUGGCAAACCUUCAAUGCUAGCAUGCAAAUCAACGAGGCACUUUUCAGUGGUACCGAUGGUUACGUCUUAAAGCCGGCAGCCCUAAGGGCGGGUGGCAGUAUGAAUAUCAACACGGGAAGGAGAAAGAGGUUACUGCUCCAUGUCGCGGGUGCGACGGAUCUUCCUGUCCCGGAGGGCGUGGAUAAAGAUGAUGUUAAACCAUACGUCACCUGCACAAUUGUCCAUACUGAUGAGUUGGGAGGAGCCCAUCCUAAACGCAAGACUAGCCCCUACAAGCAACAUAGGCUCGGCUUCCUGCAUAGGGGUGAAAACCCACCCGCGACUGAUCCAAUCUGGAAUGAGGUGCUGGAAUGGGAGUACGACGACAAUGAGUUGGUAUUCCUCCGUAUUCUUAUCAAGAGUGAUAUCAGCUUCGCGGAGAAUCCUGUCUUCGCCGUUGCUGCAGUGAGGCUCUUGUACGCCGUCCCAGGCUGGAGUUUCAUCCGCAUGUUGGACCUAAAGGGGAGGGAGACACAGUGCUCCUUAUUGGUUAAAUUCAGUGUGCAUGAUAUUUGAUAAGAUCAAGAAGAGGAACCCCAAACAUGUUGUGCUAGUAUCGGAUUACCCUUGUAUGUAUAUACCAAACAACCUUUAUGACAGUCAGCAAUCAGUUUGAUUAUGACUCCAAACAGAAAGUUCGCAAUCAGUAACACUCUCAUCUACAACCCACAUGGCUGCCCCUUAUUUUAGAACAGCAGUUCCAUAGACGCUUUCGAUAACGGUCAAGAAACUAUUCUUCAAUCCGUUAGCUGUUCACGCUUUCAAUACGAGGGAUUGUAAGUAGA